Micropterus dolomieu (smallmouth bass) is the source of this 991-nucleotide messenger RNA. RefSeq names its product extracellular tyrosine-protein kinase PKDCC-like. The transcript is spliced from 3 exons. The record is from RefSeq and is a predicted model, not a curated record. The coding region runs from base 263 to 991 and encodes 242 amino acids. Gene Ontology annotation, biological process: protein phosphorylation. Gene Ontology annotation, molecular function: non-membrane spanning protein tyrosine kinase activity; ATP binding. NCBI's taxonomy places the organism in Eukaryota, Metazoa, Chordata, Actinopteri, Centrarchiformes, Centrarchidae.
GAAUCAGCUGCGGAAAGCGCUUUGACACGCGGAUUGAGUGACAACAGGAGGUCAAGCUCUCCUGCGAAGUUGUUCAGCGGGUGUAAAGUUACGAGCGGAGAGGACACACCUCUAGAGGGAGUUCCCGGGGAGGUUGGAAACAAGGAGCUCUGAUCACUUCUACUGCAGAAAAAGCCAGGAGUCCUUUCACUUGGAGCGAGCGGUCGUCCGAGCCUGUGGCUGUGCGUCUUUCCAGCAGCAGUAGCCGUGCCACGAGAGGAAAAUGCCCGGGAUGGGCAACUCUUUACGCGCGGCUGCCCUCCUGGCUUUCGUGGUUCUUUCUAUUCUGGUGUCACUCUUAAUUAGCAGCGUGCAGCAGUUUGGAGCGAGAAUAUCUCACUUUUCCAAUGCAACUGUCGGUGGUGAUGAGGGGGAGUUUGCGUCGCUCCGCGGGGCGUUGAUUUUCCAACUGAACGAGAGGCGCAAAGAAAUUAUUCCGCUACUAUUACCUGAUGAUGAUGAUCACGAUGAAACCAGGCUAUCAGUAGAAAGUCGACAUUUGGAUUACACUCUGUGGAAAGAUAUCACGCAUGGCACCAGGAAAGCGCAUAUGGAUGAAAUGGAUUGCGAUUCUCUGGUGGACAUGCAGGCGGUGGAGAUCCUCGGGUCUGGAUACACCAAACUGGUUGUCAAAGUGAAUCUAGCCGGAGGUCAGCCCGUGGCGUUAAAACUCGUGAAUGAGCAGGGGAUAGACAUGGGGAAGUGUGUGGAGGAUUUUAAAGACCCCCAAGGCUGCCGUGAACUCGUUUCUUAUAAAUUGAAGAAAGAAAUUGUCCUGUUGCAGAGGCUGCAGCAUCCGAACGUCAUAAAGCUCAAAGGUCACUGUGCAGGAGAUCCAGGAGGAAGAGGAGGAGAGGGAGGAAGAUUCACAGUCAUCCUGGAGCAGGGGAAUCCUCUCCAGAUGAUCCAGCUGCUCCAGAGUCCCUGGGAGGACAGAUUCAGGGAGAGAUGA